AUGAAUUACAAAGUGUUAGAAGCUAUAACUGAUCGGGUUCUGGCCUUGCCUCAUAUACCAGAGGUGGGCUCGAGCAAUCAGGCAUCACCAUCAGGGUCUGUGGGCGUAGCCGUGGCUUCAGCUUCAGAAGGAGUGGACAUACAGGUUGGUGUCCCUUUGGUGAGGCGGAAUGUACUUACAGAAGUAAAGUUGGCCGAGCUUCGGACAGAGUAUAGUGUUCCACCUUAUGUGGGCUUGAGGUUACCCACUGCAGUUGAUGUGGUUAGAUAUCCUUCGGAAGGUUCGGUUAUGAUUUUUAUAGAUAUGUACCAACAUGGCUUCAGACUACCGUUUCAUCCCUGGGUGCAGAUGAUGUUAGCCAAGCUGGGGUAUGCGCCGGGGCAAUAUAAUCCCAACUCUUGGAUUCUUCUACAUGAGGUUUACAUUGCUUGGUGGUUGGCUGGGUUGGGGGAGCCAACAUUUGAGCAGUUUAUGUACUUGUAG
Messenger RNA from Prunus armeniaca (apricot), 483 nucleotides. The record is from the annotation of a GenBank genome assembly. NCBI's taxonomy places the organism in Eukaryota, Viridiplantae, Streptophyta, Magnoliopsida, Rosales, Rosaceae.